CGAACGGCUCUUUCGAUGGAUGGAGAAGUUGCGUGAGCACAGCGAGAGGCCGGUGCCGGAUAUGCUUGUGCUACCGCUCACAGCAUCGCUGCCGCAGGAGGUUCAGUCACGUGUCUUUGAGCCCACACCCCCGCGCUGCCGGAAGGUUGUGCUUGCCACCAACGUGGCUGAAACAUCCAUCACUAUCACUAACCUGUACUUUGUUGUUGACAGUGGGUUCUGCAAGCAGAAUGUCUUUGACCCCAAAACAGGAAUGGAACAACUGAAGAUUGUCCCCAUUUCACAGGCGCAGGCACAACAACGAGCCGGGCGCGCGGGGCGCAUUGGUCCCGGGAAGUGUUUCCGUAUGUACACAGAGCUACAGUUCCAAAUGGACAUGGAGCCUGCCACGGUGCCAGAUAUCCAGCGGUCUAACCUGUUUCAUGUGGUGCUACAACUGAAGGCAAUGGGCAUUAACGAUCUUUUUGCACUUGAUUUAAUGGAUCCACCACCGCAAGAAACUUUGGUGUCGGCGUUGCAGAAACUGCGUUACCUUGAGGCGCUUGACGAUGAUGGAUUAUUAACCCCACUGGGGGGUCGCAUGGCACAGCUCCCUAUCGAUCCCUCACAGAGCAAGACGCUUCUGACGGCUGUAGACAUGGGAUGCUGCGAGCCAGUGCUGACGAUUGUGUCGAUGCUUGCUGUGCAGAAGCGUGGAGUGUUUUACCGACCACGAGACCAGCAUGAGGCAUCCGACGCGGCGAAGCGACAAUUCCACCAACCAGAGGGGGAUCAGAUUACACUGCUGGCAGUUUACGAUGCGUGGGUGGCAAAUGGCCUCAGCGAGGAAUGGUGUAAACGCAACUUUUUAAAGCAUCGGAUAUUGAUGGAGGCCCGUGACACACGUGAGCAGUUAAGCGACAUGUUACACAAGCGCCACGCAUCGAUUCCGCAUCACAACGACGACGCGCUGACCGAGGUGCGGCGAGCCAUCACCGCAGGCUAUUUUUUUAACGUCGCCAAACGUAUCACGGACGUUGCAUACGCUACUCUGGCGGAACGGCGUGAGGUGUAUGUGCAUCCCUCGUCAUGCCUGCGGGAUGCACCGCCGAAGUACGUUCUGUACAACGAGUUGCAGCUGACGAAUCGGGAGUACAUGCGGGAGCUGCUGGUGAUUGAGCCCCAGUGGUUGGUUGAGCUUGCCCCGGCCUUCUACAGUAGGCCGCGAAAGGGAAAGCUGACAAAGGAACAACGAGCGGAGCGUCUCAACCCAAUUUUGCGCGCCUGGGAAAAUGGGAGCUCGUGGAGGAUCUCAAAGCUGCGUCGCCGGAAGUGA
Trypanosoma cruzi is the source of this 1315-nucleotide messenger RNA. Its product is annotated as pre-mRNA splicing factor ATP-dependent RNA helicase, putative. The annotation marks the transcript as partial. Gene Ontology annotation, molecular function: RNA binding. NCBI's taxonomy places the organism in Eukaryota, Euglenozoa, Kinetoplastea, Trypanosomatida, Trypanosomatidae. The record is from RefSeq and is a predicted model, not a curated record. The transcript has a single exon. Gene Ontology annotation, cellular component: catalytic step 2 spliceosome; intracellular anatomical structure. Gene Ontology annotation, biological process: spliceosomal complex disassembly.